This is a messenger RNA of Exaiptasia diaphana, 603 nucleotides long. RefSeq lists its product as uncharacterized. The record is from RefSeq and is a predicted model, not a curated record. The transcript is spliced from 2 exons. Bases 237 to 596 code for a protein of 119 amino acids. Lineage: Eukaryota; Metazoa; Cnidaria; Anthozoa; Actiniaria; Aiptasiidae.
UCUGCUGUUAAAGUCCAAGCGCCAUAGACCGAACCCCAAAAACUUUCUGUAAAAUACCCUAUUUAAAUGUUCCUUACCUUGUAAAUAAGUGCUACAUUGCAAAAAAAAUUAAAGAAAAAUCUUUUAAACUAAGAAAAUGAGAAGCCGAAAACUUGUCAUCACGAAAUUCGCUCGGUGAACCCGCCAUACCGGAUGUGACGUCACGGGUGGAACACGCGCUCGGAUAGUUUUCCAAAAUGGCUGACAGGUCAAGUAGUAUUUCGAGUAGUUCGAGUGGCUCUAUGAUUAUUGAAUACGAAAGCGGGGAGGAAGAGGGAGAGGCUAUUGAAGGAGUCCAUCCAUAUAUGUUCGAGCCCGAAGGGUCAAUUUCUGGUUCUAAUUCCGACAAUGAAGACAGCGAUGUUGAAGUCGAGUUGAGAACAAUGAACGACGACUGGUGUGAAUGUGGCGGCCACUGUCAACGACAGGAUACAGAAAGAGAAUGCGUUUGCUGCAAAGAAAUCGACAAUGUUACGUGUUGGAAACUGCAUGGUUUGCAUACCGACAGCAAUUUGGUGGAUAUGAUGGGCCUGAACACAAACGUUUGCGGCAUAUAGCCUACAG